AUGGAUUCUAUCCUUGAAGAAUGGUAUCAUUCCGCUGGUUUCACAGAUGCUCAGCAGCAAGCAAUUGCUGAAGCCCGGCAGCGCUUCCACACUGCUAAUGGCCCGACCAUGAAACACAUCAUCGACAGAAUUGCGGUCGCAAUAACUCAGACUUUCACUGACAGCGAUGCAAUGGUCGAACGAUGGCCCUCACAUAUCCGGAAGCUCAUGAACCAGUUCUCGAGAUCUGCUGCCCAGCCCGCCAAGGAAUUCGAGUCAUGCGCACGACCGCGGGAUCUGGAGAAGCGGAAGCAGGCCAUCUCUGUAUGGACAUCGUUGCUGACGUUUCUUGUCUUUAACAGGAGGCCCUAUGGUGCGGACGGUGCCCUAGAGUCUAUGGGAUUGAACCUCCCUUGGACUCUCAAAGAUGACAUCGACACCAUUCGGUACUACGCCAAGUCAGGACAGUCCUUGAAAGUUCUCGGUGAGAUGGCCAGUGCAUUCUUCGUGAAGGUGAUCAAGGACGCUACGGCCACGCCUCAUACCAACCCCUUAGCCUGGUGGUUGGCUGUUUUGAUCCAGACUGAAGUACUGGGUGACCAACCCCGCUGGAAGGUGGCAGGCGUACAGGGCACGCUUCUUGGACGACGCCAUCUAUCGAGGCGACCUAAGCCAAUCCAGAAAGAAAAUCUACAAGAUACCCUGAAUCAUGUCUCUAUCAGUUGGAUUGAUCAAGAUGCCGAGCGCCCUGCAGUCGACAUUCGCCAGGCCUUCCUAGAAAGCUUCUCGCAAAAAUGGAGGAUCUAUACCGAAUAUCUGCGCCCAAUCUUUGCAGAAUGGUUGACGGGCCAAAGUACAGGUCCCAUGUCAACGGUCAUAUUCUUCCUCCACGGAAAGCUGGAAACCCCUUCGUAUAAAAAGGUGCACAAGGUCAUGAUGGAGAUUUACGAAGAAUUUUCCGCCAGUCCGAUGAGGGCAGCCUGUUAUCCAGCUGAGGUGGGAAUGAAGGACACUAUCGAGCAAGCGAACAGUGAGGUUCGGAGGUGCAUCCAUGAUGAACUGGGGCCGAAAAAUGCGUCCCUCAAAUGGGAUGAAGUGUACGACACAAUCGGCAUGAUCCGCAUUCGAGCCAUCUACCGAGAUGAGGCCAAUGAUGCAAGGGCCGUUGCGUGGGUUGAGGAAGGAGACAGUCUGAUUGAAGACAUGUAA
Messenger RNA from Aspergillus thermomutatus, 1188 nucleotides. RefSeq lists its product as uncharacterized. The record is from RefSeq and is a predicted model, not a curated record. The transcript has 2 exons. Bases 1 to 1188 code for a protein of 395 amino acids. Lineage: Eukaryota; Fungi; Ascomycota; Eurotiomycetes; Eurotiales; Aspergillaceae.